CAGUAGCUGUCAGCCACUGUACGUGUACCUCUUCAGCGGACACUCCCCCACUAAAACCCCACGGACCGGGCCACACAAUAUUCCGCUCCACCCCCAGGAGCCGGCAAGCGUGGUGGCAGCGCGGCUCUCAAUGGCCCAGCUCAGCCGACUGUAGUGGAAAAAGUUGGACGUUACGUUCCAUUCGACAAUCCCGCAAACCUCACCGAACCCGCACCCGACCACCCACCAUGUUCGGCCCCUUCCGCUUCACGAACCCGUUGUCGGGCGGUCUCCUAUGGAAGAUCCCCUGGAGGAUGUCCAAGUUCCAGAAGCGCCGCCACCGCAUGCGCCUCCGCGCCGUCGACAACGUCGUCGCGACCGUCGACGCCGCCCUGGCCAAGAACGGCCAGACCCUCGAGGCCCUCGAGCGAUGGAAGGCCGAGAUGCCCACGGAGGCUGAGAUGCUACCCAAGGACAAGUACACCAUGUUCGACAGGAAUGCCAAGCGUUACCGCAAGGGCAUCCAUAAAUUGCCUAAGUGGACGAGAGUUUCGCAGCGAGUCAACCCCCCUGGUUACUAAUAUGGAUGAAAACGGGCUGAACGAAACACCUGCGGGUUGCGAAUCGAAUGGGAAUUGGGCGAACAAUGCACAUCUCUUGCGGUGGGAUUGCUGGCGGAUCGGGAUCCCGUAUGGUUCCAUGUACAACACCUUGUUUCGACUACGGAGCACAAAAUCUCACGACACACGCUGCCGAAAUACCGCGGCAUGAAGGCAUGGAUGGUGGCCCCAUGCGCAGUGCGGGAAUAGACCAGGACGCUUAUGAAAUGGCUGAUGUGGACGAGGUCAGUGAAGGAUCAAAUACAAGAACAUCUAGACCAUAUAGCCUUGGCACUACCAAAAUGACAAGCAACU
Ilyonectria robusta is the source of this 893-nucleotide messenger RNA. RefSeq names its product mitochondrial 54S ribosomal protein YmL31. NCBI's taxonomy places the organism in Eukaryota, Fungi, Ascomycota, Sordariomycetes, Hypocreales, Nectriaceae. The transcript is spliced from 2 exons. The record is from RefSeq and is a predicted model, not a curated record. The coding region runs from base 228 to 560 and encodes 110 amino acids. Gene Ontology annotation, molecular function: structural constituent of ribosome. Gene Ontology annotation, cellular component: mitochondrial large ribosomal subunit.